AUGUCUAGCAUCGAUAUUGGAAACUUAGUCAACAACUACAAUAAUCAUCUUUCUGCGGUCCUUCCAAAGGCCGUGGGCUCAAAUUUGGUUUUGUGGUCUGCAGGAUCGCUCGCAGUAGUCUUUCUCUUCAACAUUCUGCGACCUCGAAACAAGAUCAUUUACGAACCCAAAGUCAAGUACCACGAGGGCAACAAGGCACCACCACCGAUCGACAAUGGGUUCUUCUCCUGGGUCAAGCCACUCUGGUCAACUUCGGAAGAUGUCCUUUUGGAAAAAGUCGGCUUAGAUGGUGUUACCUACCUGAGAUUUCUCCGCAUGAUGUCUUGGAUCUUUCUCUUGGUUUCGGUCCUCACCUGCGGCGCACUAAUUCCGAUCAACAUCUCCUACAACUACAAGAAUGUUGACGCAAGGACGAGGAAUACCCUAUCUAUCUUGACCGUCCAGGAUGUGCAAGGCACCACCCUCUUCUUCCACGUCGCCGCCAGCUAUAUCAUCAACAUCAUAGUCCUCGUGUUCGUCUGGAUGAAUUGGCGCAAGAUGGUCGCCCUUCGCUAUAAAUUCUUCAGGUCAGACGAGUACAUCAAGUCUUUCUAUGCAAGAACUCUUAUGAUCCUCAACGUCCCGAAGAAGCUCCAGUCCGACGAAGGUCUUCAAGCUCUUUUUGCCGGGCUCCAAAUACCUUAUCCCGCAACAUCCGUGCACAUUGGCCGUCGAGUGGGCCAAUUGCCUGAGCUUGUCGAGUAUCAUAACGACACCGUACGGUCGUUUGAACAAGUGCUCGUGAGCUAUCUCAAGGGUGGCAAGAUUGGCAAGAAGCGUCCUACCAUCACCAUGGGUGGCUGCCUCGGUAUGGGUGGCGAGAAGAAGGAUGCCAUCGAAUUUUAUACCCGCAAAUUGGCAAAGACCGAGGCUGCUGUUCAAGACUGGCGUGAGAGAAACGAACACAACAAGCCCGAGAACUAUGGCUUUGCCUCGCUCGCUGCCGUCCCUUAUGCACACAUCGUUGCUCAAAGACUCAAUGGAAAGCAUCCCAAGGGAACCACAAUCACCCUUGCACCAAAUCCAAAGGACAUUAUCUGGAAAAACAUCACAAUGACCGACGCCACUCGCCGGAGUCAACGUAUGAUCGGUUGGGUUUGGCUCGCCACUGUCUGUUUCUUUAACACUAUUCCGCUCCUUUUCAUCUCUCUCGUCGCCAACCUGAGCCAUGUUGCUCAGUAUGUUCCCUUUCUCGAAACAUGGCAAACGCAAGAGCAAUGGUCCUUUGCUCUUGUCAAUGGUAUUCUGCCGCCGACAAUUUCCGCCAUCUUUGGUUUCUUCCUCCCAAGGAUUAUGCGUUGGCUCAGUCGUUAUCAAGGAGCCAUUACCCACUCUCGACUGGAUCGUGCCGUGGUUGCAAGAUAUUUUGCCUUCCUCAUCAUCUCGCAGCUAUUCAUUUUCUCUCUUCUGGGUGUCGGCUUCCAGCUCGUGACACAGAUUGUCAUUAGCGUCCAAAAAGGAGAGAGCGUCUGGGAGAUUCUCAAGAAUACCAAAGACCUCCCAAGGAAGAUUCAGUCCACUUACAUCGCUCAAGCGCCCUACUGGCUUACCUUCUUCCCUCUACGAGGCUUCCUUGCCGUUUUCGACCUUGCCCAACUUAUCAAUGUUAUAUGGAUCUGGAUCAAGACUCGUAUGUUUGGUCGUACCCCACGCGACAUCCGCGAAUGGACUCAGCCACCCGAAUUCGAGUACGGCAUUUACUACUCCAACCUGCUGUUUAUGGGUGCUGUUGGCCUUAUCUACGCCCCGCUGGCCCCAUUGGUUGCACUCGCCGCAGGAGCAGUGUUUUUGAUCACGAGUAUCACGUCGAGGUAUCAGAUCAUGUUCGUUUUCGUGAGCCGAGUUGAGUCUGGCGGCCGUUUGUGGAACGUCGUCAUCAACCGUCUACUCAUCUCGUUGAUCCUGAUGCAACUGCUUAUGACGCUUACCAUUGGACUCGCCCAUGGUUGGCGAUCGUUCUACUGGGUAUCAUGCCUCCCUCCAAUCAUUUUUGUUGUCAUCUGCAAGAUUUGGUGGCAAAGGACGUUUAUGGAGCAGUUCCGUUAUUAUAUCCCGAGCGAUCAAGAGCUCGCUUCUACCGUCGUCCACUCAGAGCGUGCCGACAACAAGGGCAAUCGUUUGGAGAAGCGCUUCGGCCAUCCAGCUCUUCAUGCGGACCUGUUUACACCUAUGCUUCACAAGAAGAUGAUGCCUCUACUCGCCGAGGUAUAUCACGGCAGACUAGCAACCGAUUCGGCCAAACUUGAGGAGUAUGGUGGGCAAAAACUUCAGGCUCAAAUCGCCCCUGGUGGUAUCAAAAUUGCCGGAGUUGACGAGCAACAACUGGAAUACGAUCCGGCCCUCUACCAACGUGAUCGAGGUGAACUUGACUGGGACCAACGUUCCAUUGGUGCCGGCACAGUACUAGGCGAUGGUUCGACAUUGUCGCACUCGAAAUCUGGCUUCUACGCCAGUAGCACUCGAGGUGCUCCUGCGGGGUAUGAUCAGUACAUGCAGCAAGGCCCAAUGCGCACUGGCACACCAUCCAAGGGACUCAACGUAGAAUCCUACGAGAUGUCGCGCCGCGGCGGCUCUGAAGCCAACCUUCCUCUUCUGAACACCCAAGGCGCUCCCGGAUAUGCGAGCCAGUACAGCUUGCAUGACAGAUCACCCUCCGUCGGACCACACGGCGCGUAUGGUGCAUCGCAUGACGCUCCCUCCGGAUACUUCUCGCCGGCACAGCAAACUCAGGGGUAUCACCCUCAAGAGGCCAGUGACGCGUCGAUGCGCUACCAUGCACGGGCCAACUCUGCUGGGUUUGAUCAGACAAUUGCUACUGGAUACCCGCCUCAGCAGCAGCAGCAGCACUAUGUUGAUCGUUCCCAGAGUCCCAGCGUGUAUCAGCAGCGCUCCGGUUCUUCGAUGGGGUACCACCAACAAGGCCCCCCUAGAAGUCAAGCUUACUCACCAAGUGAUCAGGGACCGCCAGUCGCUACUACACUCCAACACCGACCCUAUAUGACAAUCCCGACCAAAACAAUAUGGCAGGACGAGGUGCUCAUCGACAAAACUAUUAGUAUUACUUGA
This is a messenger RNA of Serendipita indica DSM 11827, 3105 nucleotides long. Lineage: Eukaryota; Fungi; Basidiomycota; Agaricomycetes; Sebacinales; Serendipitaceae. The record is from the annotation of a GenBank genome assembly.